AUGAAUGAGAUCAACAAGAAUGCCAACCUAUUACCCAACAUCACGCUGUCUUCCAUCUUCGCUCAAAAUGCUAACAAUGAGAGAGGAACCUCUUAUGGGACAAUGGAUCUCCUUUUCCUAAGACAUGGCAGCCCCAUUAACUAUAUGUGUGGAAAGUCAUUCAAGCUAAUGGCCAUCAUUGGCGGGCUCACACCUCAUAACUCCAAACAGAUGCCCCACAUCUUAAAUAUCUACAAAAUGCCACAGGUGUGUCUGUCUGCCUAUAUGUACAGGUGUGCAUUCCUCACAUAUAAGCUCUACCUGGAAGCUCUAGGAGACUGUACUGGGGAAGAGAAGUUGAGGAACCUCCCUGGAACUGAGUUUGAAAUGGGGAUGUCUGGUCAGAGCUACAGUAUCUACAAUGCUGUCUAUGCUGUUGCACAUGCUCUUCAUGCCAUGAUUUCAUCAAGAUCUAAGAAGAAGGCAAUGGGAGAUGGAGCCACAAGGAACCUUCUCAAUAUUCAUCCAUGGCAGCUUCACUCCUUCCUGAAAUACGUCCGCUUCAACAAUAGUGCUGGGGAAGAAAUAUUUUUUGAUAAAAAUGGAGAGUUGGCAGCUGGAUAUGAUAUCAUCAACACCAUCACAUUCACCACUCAGUCCAUCCACAAAAAUCAUGUUGGAGGGAUUAACCCCCAGGCUCCCAAAGGAAAACAGUUCACCAUCAAUAGAAGUGCCACUGUGUGGAAUCACAAAUUUAACCAGAUCCUACCCAAAUCCACAUGUGUUGAGAGUUGCCAUCCUGGACACAGUAGGAUCAUGCAACAGGGGGAACAGAUCUGCUGUUAUGAUUGUCCUCAGUGCUCUGAAGGAACAAUUUCAAAGCUGAUGGAUGCAGACCACUGCAACAAGUGCCCUGAGGAUCAGCACCCAAACAAGAAACAGGAUCACUGCAUCCCUAAACAUAUCAUCUAUUUAUCAUAUGGAGAGCCCUUGGGGAUAAUUCUGGCUUCCUUUGCUCUUUUUGUUUCUCUGGUCACCCUUGUAGUAAUGUGGACUUUCAUUCAACAUCAGAAUACACCCAUCGUCAAAGCCAACAACUGGAACAUCACAUGCACCCUCCUCACAUCCCUAUUGUUUUGCUUUCUGUGCUCCUUCUUAUUCACUGAACAGCCUGGGAAGGUGACCUGCCUUCUGCGUCAAACAGUGUUUGGAAUCAUCUUCUCCCUCGCCAUUUCUUGCAUAUUAGCUAAAACCAUCAUUGUGGUUCUGGCUUUCAUGGCCACCAAGCCAGGAAACAAGAUGAGGAAAUGGGUAGGGAAGAGACUGGCAGUCUCAGUCAUCAUCCUCUGUACUCUUAUUCAAACUGGCAUAUGUGUUCUAUGGUUGGCAACCUCUCCUCCCUUUCCAGAGUUUGACAAGUACUCCAAAAGGGAUCAGAUGAUUUUGCAAUGCAAUGAAGGAUCAGUCCUCAUGUUUUAUACUGUCCUGGGCUACUUGGGGCUUCUGGCCAUCAUCAGCUUCACAGUGGCUUUCUUUGCCAGGAAGUUGCCUGAUACUUUUAAUGAAGCCAAACUCAUCACCUUCAGCAUGUUGGUCUUUUGCAGUGUUUGGUUAUCUUUUAUUCCAACCUACUUGAGUACUAAAGGAAAAUACAUGGUAGCUGUGGAGAUCUUCUCCAUCUUGGCCUCUAGCACUGGGUUGCUGGCUUGCAUCUUCCUCCCCAAAUUCUACAUUAUUGUCCUGAGGCCUGAGCUGAACACUAGGGAUCAGCUUGUAAGGAAAAAGAAUUGUGGUACCUGA
Messenger RNA from Rhineura floridana, 1779 nucleotides. RefSeq names its product vomeronasal type-2 receptor 26-like. Gene Ontology annotation, biological process: G protein-coupled receptor signaling pathway. Gene Ontology annotation, cellular component: membrane. The record is from RefSeq and is a predicted model, not a curated record. The transcript has 5 exons. Lineage: Eukaryota; Metazoa; Chordata; Lepidosauria; Squamata; Rhineuridae. Gene Ontology annotation, molecular function: G protein-coupled receptor activity. Bases 1 to 1779 code for a protein of 592 amino acids.